Molecule: messenger RNA, 1947 nt
Organism: Eucalyptus grandis
Lineage: Eukaryota; Viridiplantae; Streptophyta; Magnoliopsida; Myrtales; Myrtaceae
Product: UPF0051 protein ABCI8, chloroplastic
Exons: 2
Coding region: 116-1738 (540 amino acids)
Biological process (GO): iron-sulfur cluster assembly
Source: RefSeq, a predicted model, not a curated record
UAUUCGCCUCCUCUCCCUCUUUCUCAGCCACUAACCAUGGCGUCCCUGCUCGCCAACGGCAUCUCCUCCGCCCGCUUCGCCGCCUCAUCCCCCUCCGAUUCCCCACGAUUCUCAAAUGGGUUCGCCCCAGGACCGACGCCCUCAAGCCCUCGAGCCGCACCGGCCGGCGGCGGGCGGCGGCGGCGUCCGCCUCCGGGUCCGCGCCGACGUGGGCUACGAGACGCGGCGGCCCGACCCAGGUAGCCCCUCCACGUCCGCCGCCGCCGCCGCCGUCGCCCCGGCGGCCCCCAGCUACGACGAGAAGAUCGCCCAGAUCCUGAGCUUCAACGAUUACGACGAGAAGUACGGGUUCAACGUGGAUAUCGAUUCGUUCUCGAUCCCGAAGGGUCUUUCUCGGGAGACGGUGCGGCUGAUUUCGCAGCUCAAGGAGGAGCCCGAGUGGAUGCUCGAGUUCAGGCUGAGCGCCUUCGAGAAGUUCUUGAAGAUGAAGGAGCCCAAGUGGUCGGACAACGCGUACCCGUCGAUCGAUUUCCAGGACGUCUGCUACUACUCGGCUCCCAAGAAGAAGCCCGCCUUGAAUAGCCUCGACGAGGCCGACCCGGAGCUGGUCAAGUACUUCGACAGGCUGGGCAUCCCUCUGAACGAGCGGAACCGGCUCGCCAACGUCGCCGUCGACGCGGUGCUCGACAGCGUCUCCAUCGCGACCACCCACAGGGAGACGCUGCACAAGGCCGGCGUGAUCUUCUGCUCGAUAUCCGAGGCGAUUAAGGAGUACCCGGAUCUCGUGAGGAAGUAUCUGGGGAGAGUCGUGCCGAGUGAGGAUAAUUACUAUGCUGCUUUGAAUUCUGCGGUGUUUAGUGAUGGGUCGUUUUGUUAUAUACCGAAGGACACCAAGUGCCCGAUGCAGAUUUCGACUUAUUUUAGGAUAAACGCGAUGGAGACCGGGCAAUUCGAGAGGACUCUGAUAGUGGCGGAGGACCGGAGUUUCGUGGAGUAUCUGGAGGGGUGCACCGCCCCGUCUUAUGAUCGGAAUCAGCUACAUGCUGCUGUGGUCGAGUUGUAUUGUGCCGAAGGCGCGGAGAUCAAGUACUCCACGGUGCAGAACUGGUAUGCUGGGGAUGAGGACGGGAAAGGAGGGAUCUACAAUUUUGUCACGAAGAGGGGCCUUUGCGCAGGAAACCGCUCGAAGAUUUCUUGGACACAGGUGGAGACAGGGUCUGCCAUUACUUGGAAGUACCCGAGUGUAGUUUUGGAGGGCGAUGAUACUGUGGGAGAGUUCUAUUCGGUAGCGUUGACGAAUAAUCAUCAACAGGCAGAUACAGGAACAAAGAUGAUACAUAAGGGGAAGAAUACCCGAAGUAGGAUUAUUUCGAAGGGUAUUUCGGCUGGAUUCUCUAGAAAUUGCUAUAGGGGGCUUGUUCAGGUCCAGUCGAAGGCGGAAAAUGCUCGAAAUUCUUCGCAAUGUGAUUCCAUGCUCAUUGGUGACAAAGCUGCUGCCAACACCUAUCCCUAUAUCCAGGUGAAAAAUCCCACUGCUCGCAUCGAGCAUGAGGCGAGUACCUCAAAGAUCGGUGAGGACCAGCUAUUCUACUUCCAGCAGAGGGGGAUCGACUAUGAGAAAGCUAUGGCUGCCAUGAUCUCCGGGUUCUGCCGCGACGUGUUCAACGAGCUCCCCGACGAGUUCGGUGCCGAGGUGCAUCAGCUCAUGAGCUUGAAGCUCGAGGGAUCAGUGGGUUAGGAGGCAAAGUUCUUCUUGUCUUGUAAAUUUAGGCUGUAACUGUUACUUACAUAUAGAUUCUGCAUGUAAAAAUCACCUAUGUGAUCCUCAAGUGUCUGUGAGCUUCGGCAAGCUUCUUUGACACGGGUUAAUAAUGUAAAUGCACCAUCUAUGUAGCACGGUCACAAUAAUUUUGAAUCAAAAUGGUUUUCCAAAGUUGUUGUUGGGUC